AUGGCUUCUGGAAAUAAGUUGGAAGAAUUAUCGACUGACCUUACCAUCACGGUGUCUGAUGAUAAUACUCAGAAAGGGAGUUUGUCGCAGCAUCAGCAACCUCCGAUCGUAUUGGAUAAUAACCGUCCCCUCUCCCAGGAAAUUGCUGAGAGGAGGCUAAAAACCUAUGGCGAGAAUGUCAUCUCCGGACAACGACCUACACAAUGGUACACUAUCCUUUAUCACACAAUUUUUCAUCCCUUCAAUUUCCUUUUGGGAGGCAUCUCCAUUUUUGCUGCUGCCACAAAGGACAUCCGCACGGUAAUAGUAUUGUUAAGCAUGAUUCUGUUGAGCGUUGGAAUUCGCUUUAUUCAAGAGUACAAGGGUGAGGCUGCGGCACAAGCACUUAAGAAGAUGGUCAAUAGCAGUUCAACCGUUAUCCGUCUCUAUUCACCGCCUGACCUUCGUGAUCCGAAUUUUGAAGACGUGGAGAAGAUGGAUCGGGGUGAAACGGUUGAAAUGGAUAUCCAAUUAAAAGACAUUGUGCCAGGUGAUUGGGUUAGGAUCAGUGCAGGUGAUCUAAUUCCAGGCGAUGUGCAAUUGAUCUCCUCCAAGGAUCUUUUUGUUUCUCAGGCAUCGUUAACUGGCGAAUCCAUCCCAGUUGAAAAAUUCACAGUUUUGCAACAACAGCUUCCUAUUAUUCCUGACGAGGCAACAACAAACGACAAAUUGGACAAAUUCGAGCUCGAUCGGCCAGAUUUAUGUUUCAUGGGAACAUCCGUUGUCAGUGGUACUGCAACGGCUAUUGUCCUCAAAACAGGCCCUAAUACUUACUUUGGUAUAAUGGCCAAAAAGCUCUCUAACCGACGACCAACAAAUGCGUUUCAAAUUGGUAUUCGCCGUAUCAGUUACUUGUUUUUGGUCAUAAUGUUCUCAAUAAUACCUCCGGUGUUACUCCUUCAAGGUUUUUUAAAAAAAGAGUGGAAGGAUGGCUUGUUAUUUGCUGCUGCUGUUGCAGUUGGUCUCACUCCUGAAAUGCUGCCAAUGGUCGUAAGCGCAAAUACGGCACGUGGUGCCUUCGCUUUAUCAAAGAAAAAAUGCAUUGUCAAGAAACUUGAUUCUGUUAUCAGUCUUGGUGGAGUAGAUGUCUUGUGUACAGAUAAAACAGGAAAGUUGGAUCUUGUAUAUUACCGUAUAUUCUCGUGA
This is a messenger RNA of Paraglomus brasilianum, 1185 nucleotides long. NCBI's taxonomy places the organism in Eukaryota, Fungi, Glomeromycota, Glomeromycetes, Paraglomerales, Paraglomeraceae. The record is from the annotation of a GenBank genome assembly.